Molecule: messenger RNA, 1977 nt
Organism: Fukomys damarensis (Damara mole-rat)
Lineage: Eukaryota; Metazoa; Chordata; Mammalia; Rodentia; Bathyergidae
Gene: Slco2a1
Product: solute carrier organic anion transporter family member 2A1
Exons: 14
Biological process (GO): transmembrane transport; prostaglandin transport; sodium-independent organic anion transport
Cellular component (GO): membrane
Molecular function (GO): protein binding; prostaglandin transmembrane transporter activity
Source: RefSeq, a predicted model, not a curated record
GGCCGAGCCGGCCGCUGUUCCCGUGCGGUCUUUGGCAACAUAAAGAUAUUUGUGCUCUGCCACGGCCUCCUGCAGCUCUGCCAGCUCCUAUACAGUGCCUACUUCAAAAGCACCCUCACCACCAUUGAGAAGCGCUUUGGGCUCUCCAGUUCUUCCUCAGGCCUCAUUUCCAGCUUGAACGAGAUCAGCAAUGCCAUCCUCAUCAUCUUUGUUAGCUACUUUGGCAGCCGGGUAAACCGACCGAGACUGAUUGGCAUUGGGGGUCUCCUGCUGGCUGCAGGUGCCUUCGUCCUCACCCUGCCACACUUCCUCUCAGAGCCCUACCAGUACACCUCAGCCAGCAUUGGGAACCUCAGCCGUGUCCAAGCAGAGCUUUGCCAGAGGCGUUGGCAUAACCUACCCCCUAGUAAGUGCUCAAACGCUGUGCAGGAUGUGCGGAAGGAGACCGGCAGUAUGUGGGGCCUGAUGGUGAUUGCGCAGCUGCUGGCCGGCAUCGGGACUGUGCCCAUUCAGCCGUUUGGGAUCUCCUAUGUGGACGACUAUGCAGAACCCAACAACUCACCCCUGUACAUCUCCAUCCUAUUUGCCAUUGCUGUAUUUGGACCGGCUUUUGGGUACUUACUGAGCUCUGUCAUACUGCAGAUCUUUGUGGACUACGGCAGGGUUGACAUAGCUAAAGUUAACAUGAGCCCAGGUGACCCUCGAUGGAUUGGAGCCUGGUGGCUGGGCCUGCUCAUUUCUUCAGCCUGUUUGGUUCUCACCUCUUUCCCUUUUUUCUUCUUUCCUCGAACGAUGCCCAGAGGAGUAGAGAGUUCUCCUGCCACAGAGGAUGGAGCAAGAAAGAUGGAGGAGGUCGGGUCAAGAGGCUCCCUGAUGGAUUUCAUUAAAAGGUUCCCCCGCAUCUUCCUGAGGCUGCUCAUGAAUCCACUCUUUGUGCUGGUGGUCCUGGCCCAGUGCACCUUCUCCUCUGUCAUCGCUGGCCUCUCCACAUUCCUCAACAAGUUUCUAGAGAAGCAGUAUGGCACCUCUGCAGCCUAUGCCAACUUUCUCAUCGGUGCUAUCAAUCUCCCUGCUGCAGCAUUAGGGAUGCUGUUUGGAGGAAUCCUCAUGAAGCGUUUUGUUUUCCCCCUGCAAACCAUGCCCCGUGUGGCUGCCACCAUCAUCACCAUCUCUAUGAUCCUCUGUGUCCCUCUGUUCUUCAUGGGAUGCUCCACCCCGGCUGUGGCCGAGGUCUACUCUCCCAGCACAUCAAGUUCUAUACAUCCGCAGCCUCCUGCCUGCCGCAAGGACUGCUCGUGUCCAGAUUCCAUCUUCCACCCUGUCUGCGGAGACAAUGGAGUCGAGUACCUUUCUCCUUGCCAUGCCGGCUGCAGCAGCAUCGACAAGAGCUCUGCAGACUCCAAGAAAUUGAUCUAUUUGAACUGCAGCUGCGUGACCGGGGGAUCUACUUCAGCGAAGACCGGAUCAUGCCCCAUCCCCUGUGCGCACUUCCUGCUCCCGACCAUCUUCCUCAUCUCCUUCGCAGCCCUCAUAGCCUGCAUCUCCCACAACCCCCUCUACAUGAUGGUUCUGCGUGUGGUGAACCACGAGGAAAAGUCCUUUGCCAUUGGGGUACAGUUCUUGCUGAUGCGCUUGCUGGCCUGGCUGCCAUCUCCAGCACUCUACGGCCUCACCAUUGACUACUCCUGCAUCCGGUGGAACUCGCAGUGCUCAGGGAGGCAAGGAGCCUGUGUCUACUAUGAUAAUGAUGCUCUCCGAGACAGGUACCUGGGCCUGCAGAUGGGCUACAAGGCACUGGGCAUACUGCUGCUUGUCUUCAUCAGUUGGAAGGUGAAGAAGAACAGAGAAUACAAUGUGCAAGAGAAGGCUAUGGACCUCAUCUGACCCUUACCUAGGCUAUCACCUUGCUCCAAAGUGGACCGUGCCUCCUCCUCACUUGCCUGUAUCCACUAAUGUUAACAUGUCUCUUUUUGUUUU